AUGCCUUUCCACUUGGCCGUCGGCUUGUCGAAUUGUGAACAAAUCUUCGAACCGGGCGGCACCAUUGAGGGAUAUGUGACGUUUGAUUUGAGGGAGAGUAUUAAGGUAAAAGCGAUCCGUAUCUCUGCCGAAGGCCUUGCCACGACCAAAUGGCUUCUCUCUGAAAGUUCAAAAUCCUCUCACGGGCGGUCUCGAGAAGUCUCGUAUUCCGCGAAAGUGACGUAUCUCGACGAAGAUCAAAUGGUAUGGAAACCUUCGGAGGGUCACUCGAAAUCCUCCGUUUUCCCCGGAAUCCACGUGUAUCCAUUCAAAUUUCAAAUUCCCGCCGGAGUGCCGCCGAGUUUCGAAGGAGAUCACGGAAAUAUACGGUAUCAUCUGAAGGCUACUGUAGAGAGACCGUGGAAAACCAAUCGAUCAGUGACGAGAUAUUUGAGUGUCUUACCGGCGAAAGAUUUGAAUAAGGAAGUGACCGCUGGGGAGGAGACGAGCAGUUGGAAGUCGAAAAAAGUCGGAUUCUUUCUUUUCCGAUAUGGGAAAGUUAAUUUGCAAAUUCGAAUCCCGAAGAAAGGCUAUGUGCCUGGAGAGACUAUCUACAUCGAGACGAACAUUGACAACGCGUCUUCACGCCCGAUUUUGAAGGCGGAAUGCUACCUAAUCCAACAAUGUCGUUUCCUUGCCUAUCGCUAUGGUAUCGCUGGACCAACAGAUGGACGUCGAUCCUCUUCUCUCUCGGAAAACGAUAGAUAUCUGUCGAGGAAGAGAGACGAAAUCAAAAUAGUCUCAGUAAUCCAUGAAAUGCAAAUCGAUCCCAGAACUGAACAUAAAUCGAAAAUGCGUCUGAAGAUCCCAUGCACGUGUCCAACAUUCGACAGUACUCUCAUCCAUGUGGAGUAUUUUGUAGUCGUCAAACUACAAGUGAAAUGUCGAAUCAGGAAUACUGUAAAGGCCGAGUGUCCCAUUAUUAUCGGUUCAAAGCCUUUGGCAGAUGAGAACGUGUCUCCGAGAACACCCACUUAUCAGGAGGUCGCCACGUUCUCAGCGUUGACUCAUAGAAGUAUGAUGUCGGUGGAUGAGAAACUCACGCCCAAAUACGUCUACUACCCGAAAUACGGGCGGUCUCGAGAUGAAGACGCUGACGAGCCACCGAGUCUCACUGAUCUACAACUACCGCCAAUAGAUUCAUUGUCGGAUGAUGAUUGA
Caenorhabditis remanei is the source of this 1200-nucleotide messenger RNA. RefSeq lists its product as uncharacterized. The coding region runs from base 1 to 1200 and encodes 399 amino acids. Gene Ontology annotation, cellular component: cytoplasm. Gene Ontology annotation, biological process: protein transport. The record is from RefSeq and is a predicted model, not a curated record. NCBI's taxonomy places the organism in Eukaryota, Metazoa, Nematoda, Chromadorea, Rhabditida, Rhabditidae. The transcript has 5 exons.